AUGUCUGUCAAGACGUCAAGCGGCGGUUGUGCCGUCCAGGUGCGCCACGUAUCGUCCUACGCAGUCGUUCUCGGUUUCGUCAGCAAUCCCAACGACGACUUUGCCACCACUCAAAUCUUUUCACAGCGCGAAAGUAUCCUUUUCCACGACGUCAGAGAAUUAUCAAAACUUGGAAUAGACGAAAUAGUUUUCAGAAUAGAAAUAGUCAAAAUCUUAAUUUUAUUGCUCUCUGAACAAACAGAAAAAAAGCAAAGUAAUCGUCUUUCAACCUUGGAUUUUAUUGAUUAUAUUUUUUUUACGUGGUUGAUUCAUUUUGAGAUGUAUUUUCAUCAGACUAUCACGUGUAGUCAUAGUCAUAAACUUGUAGUUUCGCCAUAUUGCGGGAUUUCGGGAUAUUCAGCUGGCACCUUCACUGUCAGCAACUACCUUACGAUAAGAGUGAGCCAAAAUGAAUCCGUCGUCGCGAUACCGCCUUCUCGCAUCGACAUCGCCACCAUUGACGUCACAUCCUUUCCCCAACCUAAUGAUCUCAGAAAUUUGACACUCGUGACCCGCGAUCUAAGCACCUGUGCCUACCAAUAUGUCUCUUCACCUGUUGAGGUUGUGGAGGAGGAGAUGAAAGCUAUCAUCAUAUCAAAGUUCAGUUGCCCAAAGUCGCGUUGACCAAGAUUACUGUCGUUGCUCUUUCCGACGACACUGUACCCAUCACGCUUCUUCAGCGCAUCUUUUACUUUUAUCAGCAUUUCCCAGUCGGUUCGUAUUUCUUACAAGAAAAUGUAUUUUCGUUUCGAGAAGAUAAUGAACGCAAUUCUUUUUUUUUGUUUUGUUUCAAAAGAUCCCAACGGUUUCAGUAUAUAUAUAUAUAUAUAUAUAUAUCUUUGCUUUCAACCCGAAAAAAAUACACGUUUUGACUCUCUGAAAACUUUGAAACCUCUUUUUUUUUUUUCAUUUGCUAAAAUGCGAAAUCAUGUUUCAUCGUUUAUAGUCCGUUCAGAUCUUUAAUGUCAAGUAGAAUGACGUCAUUUGAAUACGCUCUGUGGAUGGCUCGCUCUCUGAUUGGUUUAUCGCGCUAUUAGGGGAGGAGCUUGAGCGGCGACUUGACAUUCAAAAUCUGAACAGACUAUACGCUCAGAAGUCGAAGAACAAAGCAUUUUUGAGGCUGAGAAGCAGCUCGAAACAACCGCUGUUAAAGAUCAUGGUCUUGCGGUGGCAAACUAUUCAAGUUUCAGAGUGA
This is a messenger RNA of Caenorhabditis auriculariae, 1234 nucleotides long. Lineage: Eukaryota; Metazoa; Nematoda; Chromadorea; Rhabditida; Rhabditidae. The record is from the annotation of a GenBank genome assembly.